This is a messenger RNA of Trichobilharzia szidati, 637 nucleotides long. The record is from the annotation of a GenBank genome assembly. NCBI's taxonomy places the organism in Eukaryota, Metazoa, Platyhelminthes, Trematoda, Strigeidida, Schistosomatidae.
CUCUUUUCUCGUGUAAUAUUAUACAUUGAUGACGCCUGCUUCAGUCAUUUUCCUGUUCCUUGCCACAUUACUGGUUCACAGUGAUGCUGUAAAGUUAAAAUUAAAUAAAGAAGUUAGAGAAGUAUUUCAACUGCAUAAAUAUUAUCGUAAUUCAAUUCGCUUUUGUCAAGUUCCAAGACAACCACCAGCUAAAUCAUUGGCAAAAUUGGUUUGGAAUAAAGAAUUAGCUACGAAAGCUCAAAUUACAGCUAACCGAUGUAAUUAUACCGCUGAUAAUCCAUCGGAUAUGAAGUUCGACGAUUUCAUUUCAGUAGCUCAAAAUAUUGCUGAUAGUCCCACAAUUCAAAAAGCAGUAGCCAGUUGGUUUAGUGAAUAUAGAAAUUAUACGUAUAAAACAGACACGUGUAAAGGCACAUGUAUGCAGUACAAGCAAAUGGUGAGAGGAGAAGAAACUGAAAUUGGAUGUGGUGUUCAAAAAUGUACAAAGAAUUACGUAGUUGUUUGCAAUUAUUCUCCAGCAGUUGAUGAAAAUCGUCAACCUUAUGAAAAAGGCAAUAAGGAACAUUGUGACGAUGUGGAUGAUGCAGAGUAUUAAAACAACAAACAGUUUAAGCUUUAUUCUACAAGUGAAAUGGAC